UUUUUGUUUUUUGUUUCUUUUGCCAGAUAUCUGGAUUCUCAGGAAGAACUGGUGGGAUUGAAUAAGAGGAGAAUGUAUUUGCUAUCUUUCUUUUUCUUGUUUCAGUGGCUUUGGUUUACCUCCCAAGCUACCCUAUCCAUUUUAUGGGGGUUAGGCAAGGCAUUUUUCAGUUAAUCAAAUUACUCUGUUUCCAUCCUCAGAGGCUGGGCCAGCCUGCUUAUAGUAUUGCUUUUGCUGCAUAGGGAAUGAUUUUAUUUUCUCACCUGGAAGUCUAGUGUCAGCUUUCAGAGAGGGAGAAAAACAAGUAGGAUGCAGCCAGUAAACCCCUGUGGUUUAGGUUGCAGCCAUUGGGCUCUGGUGAUGCAGAUACUGACCCCUCUCUUGUCCCUCCUUCUGCCCCCUUCCUGACUUGCCUCCCAUUGAACCCCUUGCUCCAGCAAGGAGUUGAUGAAGACAGCAGCAGCCCUUUCAAAAUAAGCUUCAGUUUGCUCUAGUUGUUCAUCAUCAGAAUGAAAUAUCUGAUGAAGCUACUCCACCCAGAAACAUCUUGAUAGUGAAAAAGAGAAAGAUAAUGGGUAGUUGGAGCACAUGGAUGAGCAGGAAACAGAACAGUGGCAAUUUUGGGCCCUUGGACAGCUCUCUUAUGCAUGCUUUUCAUUUCUGCCGGGCCUGUUCCCAUCAAUUGAAUUGCUUCACUCCAGGUGCCAGUGAUACUUAUAUUCACAAUUGUGGAAUGCUGUGAAGUUUCUCUGGGUGUUUUGUAAAAUGCUAAAGCAGUUACUUCUCUUGAUAGGAAGAUAUUUGCCUAGGCACAAAGAUACCAGUAAUGCCUCUGUGUACAUCUUGCCCCAGCAGUUUAGCCCUCAUCAAACAUUUUAUUCUCCACAAUGUCUCAGGAAGACUUCUGAUGCAGUACUGUCAUUGCACCAACUGAGAGCUGUCAAUGCAGAAAUGUUUUCAGCAUAACUUCCAGCAGAUGGAUUCUUAUGGGCAAAUUGGCUAUGGAGCCAUUGACAGAAAUUUAACAUCUGAUUUUCAGUCUCCAUGUGCACCUUGGAUGUUUAUCACAAAAAAGCUCCCUUUCCCCUUAUUGUCUCACUGUGAUGCUGUAUUAUCUAGUCCAGGAUCUAUGGUAAAUCUAGUAAUAUAGAGUAACACUGGGAGAACGGUUGUUAUAUAAACUAUGGAGAGCAUGGAGUUUGCAAUAUCUGAGGCAUAUUGUAGUGCUAUAACUAUUUGAGCAGAAACGAAAAAAGAUCUGUUGGGUCUUUAAGUAGAACUGGUUGGACAAGUCAGCAAUCUUUGACCUGUUGACAUUUCCUGAUUGUACUUCCUCAAUCCUUCUUGAGGAGGAAUUGAGCUGUGCCACCUGUUGCAUUCUGUAGGUGAAGCUUCUCCCCUGAAGUUCCGGCAAGAUAUGAUUCUGGAGCAGUCAAACAGGUUCCCAGGAACCUCAGGCUGAUGCCCAUCUCAGCCCGUCCACGCCUGCAAUGGGAUGAUUCUCUGAAUCCUUUGAGGAUUAGUGUGGGCAGUCUUCCAGUGCUGGCGUCCAUGACCAAAGCAGCUGACCCCCGCUUCCGCCUGCGUUGGAAGGCCAUUGUGGCAACCGCUCUGGCCCUUGUCCUUGUGUUGUUGCUCCUUUGUUAUCAGCGUUCAUCCCCUGUGAACAGGCCAGUUCCUCUCAAUGCUCAUAACUGGAGGCUCAGUGUUCUACCCAGUGAGAGGUAUAAUGACACUUACCCACUGUCACCGCCCCAGAGGAUCCCAGAAGGCGUGCGGUACCGUAUAGGACUCAUUGCUGACCUUGACACAAACUCCAAGGGUCCCAGUGAGCAUACCUGGUUCAGCUACUUGAAGAAGGGUUAUCUCACACUGUCAGCCAGUGGGGACUAUGUCUCUGUCGAGUGGGAUACCCAGGACCAUAUAUUGGAAUCUCACCUAGCUGAAAAAGGGCGUGGCAUGGAGCUUUCUGAACUAGUAGUCUUUAAUGGCAAACUCUAUGCUGUGGAUGAUCGCACAGGUGUGGUCUAUCAGAUUGAUGACACCACUGUAGUACCUUGGGUGAUCUUAUCUGAUGGAGAUGGCACAGUUGGCAAAGGAUUUAAGGCAGAAUGGUUGGCUGUGAAGGAUGAGCACCUCUAUGUAGGAGGCCUGGGCAAGGAAUGGACCACAACUACAGGAGAGGUGCUGAAUCAGAAUCCUGAAUGGGUGAAAGUCAUUGGCUACAAAGGUGAUGUGGCUCAUGAGAACUGGGUGGCCAAUUACAAUGCGCUACGGACUGCAGCUGGGAUCAAGCCUCCAGGUUACUUGAUCCAUGAGUCUGCCUCUUGGAGUGAGAGACUGCAGCGUUGGUUCUUCCUGCCACGCCGUGCCAGCCAUGGACGCUACAAUGAGCAGGAGGAUGAGCAUCGUGGCACCAACUUGCUUCUUAGUUCCACACCAGACUUUACUGAUAUCACUGCGAGCCAUAUUGGUGAUAUCAUUCCCACCCAUGGCUUCUCUUCCUUCAAGUUUGUCCCUGACACUGAUGAUCAGAUAAUUGUGGCAUUAAAAUCUGAAGAGGAUGCUGGACAUGUGGCAACCUAUAUCACUGCCUUUAUGUUGGAUGGGCGUUGCCUGUUACCUGAAACUCGCAUUGGUUCUGUCAAGUAUGAGGGUAUUGAGUUUAUCUAAUUGAAAGAAUUCCUACUUUGAAGCAGGUCAGAUGAACUGCUGAGAGAUGGCAGAAGUUCUGCUCCUGGUUUAUUGCUCUAACUGGUUUUGCUGCAGAGCAUUAUGGGACAUUGAAGUGCUUCUCUUGGCAUAGUUUUCAGCUCUGUAAAAACAACUUUGCAAUUGUAGCUUGUUUCUGUGCUGACCCCUAGUGGUACAAAGUGUGCAAUGCCUGUACAGCCUUUUUUUCCCCUCUGUCCUGUUGCAUCCUAGGACUUAGCCCACUUUCUGCUUUAUUCAACCAAGCUAUUGACUUGGCAGAGCAAACCUAAUGAAAAAUUGCCUUAUUCUUCCCUGUUACACCUCCCCUUCCCCCCUUACUAUUCACAUGUGCCUUUGCUGAGAAGAAGUCUUCAAAUCCAGUUAUUCAGCAAAGAUAUUAUUCAAACUUUUGGAAGGUCUCCCCUGGCUCUGCCUAUCCCUGCAACAGUAGUUUUAAUCUUGUCUGCACAGGUACCUCUUUUUGAUAGAAAACUGCAGGUGGGACUUUGGCCUUUAGUCUGGAACUUUUCUGAUAACAGCAGAAAAGGAGCUGACAACAUACCUUGGAGCGUUUUGUCUUUGGAACAAAAGGCUGGUCUUCUGUUAUGAGCUGCCUUAUGACUGCGGCAAAGAGAUCCAUUUAUGCUAGUCUUAAUCUUGAGAUAUUAAACUUCAUAUUAGUAAGAAACCUAAAAGAUACGUAACAAGCCAUAAUUGGCUUCUAGUUUUAAACAUUACAUUCUCAGGAUAUAUACUGGAGUGUUGUUCAGGUCAUGGUUCGAAAGUCUGUUUUACAUGAUCUUUAUUAAAAAAAACAAUAAAUUGGUUUCAGUGUUAGGAAACAAGAUCUUACGCGAAUACUGUAGCUGAAAUCAGGUUCUGAAGUUAUUCCAGCUGCAGAAUUUUUAGCAUUCAGUGUUCCUCCUUUGUGUGUAAUAGAAUGGGCAAGUGAGCUUGCUUUGGCUUCCAUGUCCCUUCCUUGUUCUUGAACAUUUUCUUGAAGUUUUGUGGCAAUCCUAGCACUGUAUCUUAUUUUUCAAAUAAAUUAUCAACAGCUUUUCUAGUUUGAAGGUCUGGGGUGACUUCAGUUACCUGAACAGAAAUUUUAAAAAUGUGUCGACAGUCAUAACAAGUGCCAGUUUUUGAGCAGAUAGAAUUAAAAAUAUAUGUGUAAGAAACAUAAAUAUUAUGGAACAGUUUGUAGAAACAUAGGCUACAGAAACUCCAAAGAAAUGUAAUGAUUUUUUGGGUAUACCAAAAUGUAUAUGGUUGAAGCCUAUGCCAUAAAUGUGUGUAAAGAUAAAUGAAUGUGCUUUAUACCAAA
This is a messenger RNA of Candoia aspera, 4018 nucleotides long. RefSeq names its product calcium activated nucleotidase 1 (gene CANT1). The coding region runs from base 1462 to 2673 and encodes 403 amino acids. The record is from RefSeq and is a predicted model, not a curated record. Gene Ontology annotation, biological process: proteoglycan biosynthetic process. Gene Ontology annotation, molecular function: calcium ion binding; UDP phosphatase activity; GDP phosphatase activity. The transcript is spliced from 4 exons. Lineage: Eukaryota; Metazoa; Chordata; Lepidosauria; Squamata; Candoiidae.